UAUAACGUGAAACCCCUCACUUCCAUAUUCAAAUUAGAAGAACAAAAAUGAGAAACUCAUUUCUUUACUUCGGGCUAUUAAGCCUUUUCACUAUACUUUUCUUCUCUAAAUCAUCUCAUCAAGCUGAUCCCCCUUGUACCCCAAACCCACGACUCCAAAGUGCUUUCAAAGCUAUCCAAGAAUGGAAAAAGUUAAUUACAGCUGAUCCGAAGAACUUUACGUCGAAUUGGAAUGGACCCGAUGUCUGCAACUAUAACGGUGUUUUUUGCGCACCAGCUCCUGAUAAUCCACACAUCGACACUGUUGCAUCAAUUGAUCUCAACGAACAAAAUAUUGCUGGUGCACUGCCAGAUGAACUAGGCCUUCUUACGGACCUAGCCAUUUUUCACAUUAAUUCAAAUCAUUUUAGUGGAGUCAUACCUGAAAGUUUCGCAAAGCUUCAUCUCUUAUAUGAGUUGGAUAUUAGUAACAACUUAUUUGCAGGUAAGUUCCCUAAAGUCGUCCUUAGUAUGCCUGCGCUAAAAUAUCUAGAUAUCCGUUUUAACAAUUUCGAAGGUAGUGUCCCGUCGAAGCUUUUUGAUAUGGAACUCGACGCAAUCUUUAUAAACGACAACAACUUCCAAUUCAGUAUGCCGGCAAAUUUUGCCAACUCAACUGCUUCGGCUAUAGUAUUGGCAAACAACCAUAUUGACGGUUGUUUGCCUUCAAAUAUAGAGAAAAUGGCGGGAACAUUGAAUGAGAUGAUUGUUUCAAACAACGGACUUUCUUCAUGUUUGCCACCUGAGAUUGGGAAGUUGGUAAAUUUGACAGUUUUAGACGUUGGCUUCAACAGUUUAGUUGGACCGCUGCCUAAGACAAUGGGUAAUUUGAAGAAUUUGGAGAUACUGAAUGUGGCACACAAUGAAUUAUCUGGAGAUAUCCCACCGACUAUAUGUUCUCUGCGGCAUCUGGAGACUUUCACCUAUUCGAAUAAUAAGUUUGGUGGCGAACCUCAAAACUGUUCAAAUUUAAACAAAAAAGGUAAUAGAGAAAAUCGUAUCCCGAAUAUGCCACCACAGCGACCAGAUAAAAGAUUGUCAUUGUUUCAUUCACAGGCGCCUGUGUAAUGUGAUGGCUCUUCCACCGCCUUCAUCUCCACUACUCAGCCGUCAAUAGAAAUAUUUCCCUCCUAAUAAUCAAGAUAACCCAUGUAAUUGUGCAUUAAAAUAAGGAUCAGAAAUUUGUCACCUGAUAAUAUAUGGCAGGUAUAGUUUGUAUUUACACUUAAUAUAUGAAUAAAAUGUCAUAUAUCAUAUAUGUAAAUGUAAUCCACAUGGACAAAAACUUGUCGCUCUAAAACAAUGUGAUCGAAUGAAACAUUUG
Molecule: messenger RNA, 1362 nt
Organism: Papaver somniferum (opium poppy)
Lineage: Eukaryota; Viridiplantae; Streptophyta; Magnoliopsida; Ranunculales; Papaveraceae
Product: leucine-rich repeat extensin-like protein 6
Exons: 1
Coding region: 48-1106 (352 amino acids)
Molecular function (GO): protein binding
Source: RefSeq, a predicted model, not a curated record